This is a messenger RNA of Mercenaria mercenaria, 17575 nucleotides long. RefSeq lists its product as uncharacterized. The record is from RefSeq and is a predicted model, not a curated record. The transcript is spliced from 12 exons. Gene Ontology annotation, molecular function: protein binding. Bases 1245 to 9461 code for a protein of 2738 amino acids. Lineage: Eukaryota; Metazoa; Mollusca; Bivalvia; Venerida; Veneridae.
CUAUAGAAAACUUGCACGCCGUGUGUACGGUCUGUUAUUCAAUUUCAAAGUAUUUAUUUAUUUAUUUAUUUAUUUAUUAUAGAGAAGUGUUUGUUUUCUGUGUGUACUUCUAUUAUUUAUAUAUCUUUCAAUUGUUUAGUUAUUCUUUUAUUUUAACAUUUACCGCUUAUUUAUUAUUUCAUUUUCGUUCAUAUUUUUUUUUAACAAACCGAAUGUUUGCAGGACUGUAGGGUUUUAUUUUAAUGACAAUAUAGUUUUGUCUCGAGGAGGCUACGUCCUUGGUACCCUGUUCUGCUGUUAUUAAGUGUUUCAUGUAGUAUUCUUUUAGCACAGAAAUAUACUGAUUUUAUAAAACACAUGGAUUGUUACAGGGCAUGUAAGUACAGAAAAAUAUAACAAGGGUUUCUUGAGAACAUUUUUAAGUAUUUUGGAUAAUUCAAUAUAUAGCAGGAUGCGAUAAUCAUCGACCUGGAAGAUGUUUAAAAAUACAUCCUACGUAAGAACUGCAUAUUUUUGAAAUCGUACGAUAGUAUGACAUUGAAAUAAUUUCAAAUGUGAUAUCUUCUCUGGUUCAUUGCGUGUCAAAAUACUAUAUUUUUACUGAUAUUACGCGCACUUUUGAUAUUCGAUAGUAUAUCAACGUUAACUAUGAAUAAAUUAUGGUAAAGUUAGAUUACCACAGCUAUCAUUUAAUCAAAAGAAAAAGCGACGUAAAUAUUUCGCUAUUUAUGAAAAGGGAAUUUUAAAACGUCUUCAAAUUUCAAAUUAAGUUUCAUAUUUUAGAUGUUUUUAUCAGUUAUAAAAAGUUCAGUAAUUUUAUUUCGAUGAUUAAAUAGGUUUUAUAAAAAAAAUGAAUAAAUAUUUCAAACAGUAGCAUUAAGUGUCUAAAGAAGACGACUUUGUCUACAAUAGUAGCAGUUUGUGUAGUAAACUAAAAGUGAAUUGACUAAAUAAUGAGCUGGACCUUAUGACUACAUGAAAAUAGACGGUUUUAUCUUUCUUCUGAUUUCCUGUAGUUCUUACUAAAAGUAUAAUACUUUGAAAAUGAUUCCUUUUUUAGUAUAUUCAUGGGGCUUUUUGUUUAAAGGGGAGAAGCUAACUGGACAGUUUAAUCAGAUAACACGAAGGUUUUAAAAUAAGCUCCGGGGAAAGGUCACGUUUAUAAUAAACCAUGUUAUCUAACCUUCAUCAUAUCUUUAAUUCUUGUGUAUUCUUCGUUAAAUUAACCGAAAAUCAAAUACACAAUGUCGAAAGAUAAAACUAGUUAUGUGAAAUGUGCCCAAAAGAAAUCAAAGACUGAAGAUCGUUGUAGCUUAACUGAACACGAGAAACCUGUGGAUAUCAAAAACUAUGAUUCAGCAGAAAUAAUUGGUUCAAAAUGGUUAUGGACAGAACAGGAAUCGGAUAAAGUUUUGAGCCGACCAACUUCAGACGUUGGAGAACAUGGGCCAAGCUCUGGGUUUAGAGGAGCACACUUGGACAUUUCGCCAUUAAGGUCGCCGCUAAGCAAGCAUAAUGACAGUGAAGACUUGUUUACUCCAAUAAACGACAUCAUGAGUCUACAGAAUGAACAGAUGUUGCCAAACAGUUCCAGUGGUAGUUAUAUUGGAGCCCGCCCAAAGACGACUUUGACAACUAAUUCUUUGCGACAGACCUUUAAAGGGAAUCUAAAGAGGGCAAAGAGUCUAAAUGUAGUGGAAGAAGAAAUUAAAGCCGAGGAGGGUAAUGGCGAAGAAACUCUUGAAUUUUCCGAAAAUGAUAAAACAAGUGAUUAUGAUACAAUGCAUCGAAAUGAUAUAUCAGACGAAGAAUCCAGCGGUGAUGAAUUCACAGAAUUUAUUGCAACCCGAAGGAUUUCUUGUAGUGUGCCGGAUCUUCGCCCGAAAGGGAAACAACAUGAUGACGAAAUCAGGGAUUUGAGACCGCUUCAAAAGUGCUACUUCUUCAAUGUUGAAAAAUCAAAGAAUGUGCAAAUAACUCCAGAAAAAGGGACUGCUACAAUCACUGAAACGCCGGUUUCUAACAAUCUGAACUCUCGUCAUUUGAGUGUAUUGAAAAGUGUGCGGGAAACAAAGCCACAAAUAGAGACUGAGUUGUUUAAGGGUGGUCAGAAGUAUUUAGAUCGAUCAAACAAUCUCCCGAUGGUCAUAUUCAAGGGAUCAGGAUAUGGAUGUGAAUUCGCUGCAAAAAUGCUUUUUGAAAGAGUUGUUUCUGCUAGAAGUGAUAACAAGACAAAAGCUUAUUACUUAAGAAAACCAGAUGAAAUGAGUCAUAUAGGUCAUGAAGAGAAGGCAGUAAUACUUGUGUUAGACAUAAAUGGUCCCACCGGUACAGAUACGACACGGCUGGACGACUGGUAUGAAAUACUAAAGGAACGAAUGGCAACUGGAACACGGACAAGAGGAAAUCUCACUUUCAUUAUGACCCUCCAAGACUCUGAUUUGCCACAGGAUAAAACGCAUCCACUGUUACGUAAAUACAGUGAAUAUAUUGUAGAUGCUGCUAGAAAGCAAUACCGACCGUCAAGCGCAACAAAAGAAAAGCUGGUGGAAGCUUUUAUGAGGCAGAAACACUUACGAGUCAACCCCGUGAAAAGCGGAUCUCCAAAUCCAGUAUCUAAAGUAGGAACGUUCACGUUAAUUGACAGAGAUAUUGUUGAUGGUAUCGUUCCUUUGUUGGGAAGCGUUAGAUGUAUUGGUAAACUUGCUGAAUUUUUCAAGUCGGAUUUGUCAGAAGGUUUAAAUACCCUCAGAAAUCCAGUUCCAGAUGUUGUGCAAAGGAUACGAGAGUCUUACAAAGAAGGAGGCUCGCUGUUCCUGACUCUUUUAGCAGUCCAUGCCCAUGGGGGUCACCUUGGAGUAGGACGCUUAAAUCAAAUGAGAAAGCUGAAUGAGCAGACAGAGAAAUUUUGGUAUUCAACUGAUAAUAUUGACAAAAUGUCGAAAAACGGAUCUAAAAAGAUAGAAAAGCUAUUUGGUAGCACGGAAUUGCAACACCUCUUUCGGUUUGCAAAGGAGAACAACCAUCUACUUAACCUUGGGGGCAAUUUACAGAAGUAUGCAAGUCGUUUAGACGGUGAAUUCCUGGCGGAGAAUAAUGACGUCUACAGAUUUUGUGAUGGCCGAGUUUUUUACUCGUUCCUGCUUGUAUAUUGUGAAAUGUACCCCGAUGCACUUGAACAUGUUGAAGACAAUUUUUUCUUCAACUUUGUAAAAUCAAGUAGAAACACAUUUGAAGACGAAAAAGAUGUUUUCUUGGGAGUCGAUGACAGGAAACUGAACAUCAGAACCAGGGCGGUUAUGAAACGUUUCAAGAAAGAAAUGAUGUUGAGGCAUAUUGUCAAAUGUAUGAGACAUCCGAUAAUGAGUACAUCGUUUUUCCAGCUCUUCUUAAAAUAUCUUGGAGAAACGAAACACUUGCUGUGGAAAGUACUCAAACAACAAGACUGCGAUCCAAAGGAGUCAUACUCGUGUCUUUAUCAUGGAAUGUCGGAGGAGCAAGAUACAUUAAAAGGUGAACCAAGAAAUGUCACUGAAGUCAUUAUCCUUCAUGAUAUUUGGAAGAAGAAACGAAAGAAACCUAAGUGGAUGAAAUGGACAAAAUCACAAGAAGUAGAGAGUCUGAUACGUGCAGCAGAGCUAUGUAACAGUCAGACUUUUAUCCUAAUGGUUAAAAGGGGCGCGGAAAUUCCUAUUACUGCUUUAAAAAAGGCAGUAGAUGUCGGGGCAGUAGAUAUAAUAGAAUUCAUCAACAAUAAUGCAGUGUUUACCCAACAUGAAUGGUAUGAGGCCGCACAGGAUGCAGCAAAAGCAUUAAGUAAUAAAACACCAUCACAACCAUUGUUUCAAGCUUUAAUGUCAGUGGUCAUUAAGACUGAUGAAAACACCGGGUCCGAAGAUAUUCCUCCUUUGAUCCAUCACGCAGUACAAAUUAACGAUGCGACAUUACUUCGAAAGUUAGUCGAAGGAGAUAUUGGGAGAACCGAUGUUGACAUCAAUAAAGUGUACAAAGGAGAAACACCUUUGACCGCUGCCACGCGACUUGGAUUUCGAGAUAUUGUAUCUAUACUCCUAGAUAAAAACGCAAAUCAGAGCCAGAAGGAGGUAUUUAUUGCAUCAGCUAAAGGUCAUGAUGAAAUCUUAAAGCUUUUUAUUCGUGCAAACCCUGCAUCGCGUUUAGCAGAGGACUCAGAAGGACUGAUACCAAUAUUCCAUGCAGUUUCUGGCGGACACUGUGAUACAGUAAUGACACUCCUCUCCAAGCCAGAGGUUUUGUCUCCAUCGGCAGAUGUAUGGCAACCACAGAAAGUUGUUACAGCUGAUAAAUCCUCAACGCUAUGGAGUAUCAGACAGCGUCAAAAGACUAACCAAGAAAGACAAACCGCACUCCAUAUUGCCGCAGAAAAUGGACACAAAGGAAUAAUUUCACUUCUUCUUGAGCACGGGUUCGAUGUGAAUGCAAAAGACUGUAACAGCGAAACGCCACUUAGUUUGGCUUGUAAGGGUAGACACACACACGCUCUAAGAGUUAUUUUGAAUGCCUGGAACGUACAAGGACACUCGCAAGAUGAAACGGUUAUGAUGCGCGUAGUUCAGAGUGGUGAUGUAGAGGUCAUGGAAUUGUUGAUUGAAUAUGGAUUUCGAAUCAAUUUUGUCAAUCAGCAAUACGGAGUACCUCUUCACGUGGCGAUACAAUACGGUAUGCAUGAAAUGGUUCGGUGUCUUCUCUUGAAAGGAGCCGAUCCAAAUAUAGAACAAGAUGGUUUCCGACCUCUUCACGUUGCAGCAGGGAAAGGUGACGUUGAAGUACUGAAAAUGUUAAUGGAAUUCGGGGCCGACCCUCUUAAAGUGACUGGUGCAAAAGGAGACAGCAUUAUUCAUUUGGCAACUGAACAAAAGCAUGGCAAUUUUAUAAAGACAGUAUUUCAGAUGUCGGACUGCUUACCCUUGAUUGAUAUGAAGAACGCUAAUCGUGAAACAGCUUUACAUGUAGCUUGCAAACAAGGUUGUCUCUCUCUUACUACAUUGCUACUUCAGACUGGUUUUAAUCCAAAAUUACCUAACAGGAGUGGCUUUAUUCCUGUAGUCUUAGCGGAACAAGGACUGAAAAAGUCUAUAAAUAGUAAGAACACCAAGAAAUGGAAUGCAUUUGCUGACUGUGUCCGGAUACUGCAAACCUGGUCAGAAAUGUUUCACAUAAACGCAUUCAGUGUUUCAAGGGAAGUAGGUGAUGAUUUCUAUGUUAUGCCUCUUGAACUAAUUGAUCCGCAAGUACCCAACACAUCUGAUGAUCUGGAACAUGGGGUAAAUACCAGUAACUUAGAACGUUCUGACAUUCUUGACCAGUUUAAUUUUCUCGUCUUGCCUGGAACCAAAGCAUACUGUUUACCUGAUGCUGGGAAAGAUCCGACUGCACACUCAAGGUAUCGUACCUAUGCAACUCUUAGGAUGAUAGCCAACAGACACUGCUCAAACUGUGAGUUUACAAUGUCAAAGAAGGAAGGGCCAAACAGUUUUGUGAAAAGUAUUAAAGAAACUUAUAAACGCUUAACGAAGGAUAAAGUUUGGGAAGAUGACACAUCUAGUGACAACGAAAAACAAAGUGAUGUCCAUAACCAAUACAGAAAUUUGCUUACAGAAAAUGAUUCGAAUACACAAGAUUCAACACAAUCAAAAUCAGAUACCAGUAAAUCAUUGCCUUCAACACAUUGUGAAGAUUGUUCAUCGUUGGAGUCACAGUUACUAGACGCAUCCAAAGUUAGCACACUCGACACAGGCAAUGGGGUAUCAUAUUAUCUUGGUGCUCGACCAAAGAUACAAAGGCAGUCUAGUGACACUUCAGCGGGCUAUGCUGAGAGAAAUUCCUUCAAGCGGAAUAAAAGAAAUACUUUCAAAGACAACAGAUGUUACAGCAUUGGUUGGGAACAUGAUACAGUUGAUGAUUCCACGAAACAGGCGUUUCAAUGGAAACAAGCUGAUAUCCCAAGAUCGACAGUAGACAGAGAGAAUGAGGAUGAUGUCAACCAGUUAGAGGAAGAAACAAGUGAUUAUGAAAGUGGAUAUCCAACUAUACAAAGGCAGCGUCCCUCUGAUGAUGAAGAAAAUGAGUGUUUUGCUAAAUCAAGGACUUUCCACAGCGUUCCUGAUCUUCACUCAAAGGCGAAACUUGAUGAGGAACGAAAGGAUAAUAAGCCAAGGUUCUGCAAUAUCAUCAAUAUAAACCAUUCAAGGGAGAUUAUUGUUUCCCCAAAUGACGGUUCCGCUAACAUUAACAAAACCUCUACAACGUUCAACCAGCCACUUGGAAGGCAUGGAGAAAUGUACAAAUCUGCAGAAGAUCGAAAAACUAGAAUGCUGAAAACGUUUGACCAGACGCAACCAAAGGUAGAGACGGAAUUAUUUAAAACAGGAUUAGCAUAUUUGAACAGGAAAACAUAUUUUCCAUUGGUUAUCUUAAAAGGAUCGCAAAGCGGUUGCGGAUUUGCAGCCAAAAUGCUCUUCGAAAAUAUUACCUCAACUGACACUAGCAUUCAAAGUUACGUUCUGAAAACUGCUGAAGAGGUAAGAUUAAUAGACGACAAUAGAAAAUCUGUGAUACUUAUCAUAGAUGCCAAUGGGGGAACUGGGAAGGACAGCAAACGGUUGGACGACUGGUAUGAAAUUCUGGAGGAAAGAAUGCCCAUUGGAUCUAAGGAACAGGGAAACCUAACUGUUAUUAUGACAGUAAAUGAUUACUCUGGUAUGAAACAUCGCAUUUUAACUAAAUACAGAGAUUAUGUUAUAGAUGCAUCAGAAAAAGCAUACAGACCAUCGAAUGAAACAAAAGGAAAACUUGUAGAUGCUCUAUUGAAACAGGGAAAUAUCAGAGUUAUUUCCAGUAAAGGUGGGUCUUCGACUUGUGGAAAAAAGGAAAAAAGAAAAAUCUCUUUCAUCGACAAAGAAACAGCAAACGGUAUUGUUUCAGUCCUCGGCAGCAAAGGUUGUAUCGGUAAACUCACAGACUUUUUCUCAGGGCACUUCUCCGAAGGUUUAAACUUUCUAAGGAAGCCAAUACCUCGGACGGUUCGAAAACUACGUAAGCUCUACCGAGAAGGAAGUCCACGUUUUCUUGCCCUUUUGGCCGUGCAUGCCCUCGACGGACAUCUUAUGAGCAACGGUAACCAGGGUAAAAAAGGUGAUGAACCUUACCAGAAGCCUUGGCAUUCAAUGAUUAACAUAGAUAAACUGUCUAAAAAGAAAUCUAAAGCGUUGGGAAAAUUGUAUGAUGGUUUGGAUGUACAACUACUUUAUAGGUUUGCAAAGGACUAUGGGCAUCAAUGUAAUCUAGGAACCACUUUACGAAACGUUGCCUGUCAACUUGACGGAGAGUUUCUCGAGCUGACUGAGGACCAGUUCAGGUUUUCAAAUGGGAGAAUAUAUUAUUCCUUUUUGCUUGUUCUCUGCGAGUCGUAUCCCAGAGCACUUGAGAAUUGUGAGAGCGAGUUCUUUUUCAACUUUGUCAAGUUACGUAAAUUUGCAUGCGAAGAGGAACGCGACACAUGCAUGCUGAUAGAUGACAAAAAAUUAGACAACUGGACAAGAUCAGUUUGUAACCGCUUUAGAAAGGAGCUGAUGCUGAAACAAGUUGCCAAAUGCAUGAAGCAUCCUGUCAUGCAUCCGAGUUUCUUUAAACUCUUUAUGAAAUUUCUAGGCGAAACACCACACUUGUCGUGGAAGGUCCUGAAACAGCUAGAUUGUGAUCCGAAAGAGGCAUAUUCAUGCCUUUACCAUGGAAUGGCUCAACAUGAAGUGAAUAACGAUGCCAAGCAAAGGAAUAUCACAGAAGUAAUCAUUGGUCUCGACAUCUGGAAGAAAAAACGCCGAAAGCCAAAGUGGAAAGAGACGACGACUACACAGGAGCAGGAAACACUGAUACAUGCAGCGGAAAUGUCUAAUGUCCAGACAUUUCGUCUCUUAGUAGAUUCAGGAGCAAACAUUCCAGUAUCUGCUUUGAAGAAAGCGAUUGAUGUAGAAUCAGAAGAAAUUAUUGAAACCAUAUUGGACGCUGACAAAUUCAGUAAAGGACAAUGGGCUGAAGCUGCACAUCACUCCGUAUCAAAACUAUGUAUGGAACCAUCUUCAGAGCGCUUAGUCCAGCUUUUGAAACACUUGGUCUCCAAAUCAGACGUUAUUUCUGGAGUUGAGGGACAGCCACCUUUGAUUCACUGGAUGGUUCAAAGUAACCACUCGGAGAUGUUACGAAUGCUACUAGAAGGCGAAAUUUUAGAUUCAACAGUUGAUAUCAACAGUAUGUAUAACGGCGAAACACCUUUGAUUCUCGCUGUACGUUUAGGUUUGAAAAACAUUGUUGACGUUCUGCUACAGCACGAUGCAAGGCCAAGUCAAACAGAGAUAUUUAUUGCAUGCUCCAAAGAAGAUACCGAGAUUUUAAGUCUUUUGUUAAAAAAGCGUCCUGCGUCUGUCUAUGAGGAGGACGCAGAUGGGUCAACUCCACUAUUUCAUGCAGCGUCAAAUGGACUAUUAAAAACCGUUCAACUUCUUCUUUCAAUAUCGAAAGAAAAUUUGCUACAAUGUGUCGGAGCGCAAAUUUACGACAAGAGACGAAUUCCAUUGUGCGUUUCAGCUCCAGACUUACAAACCAGAAACAAUACAGGAAAAACGGCUUUGCAUGUUGCUGCCGAGUACGGACAUACUCAGAUUAUUGAAGAGCUUAUCAAAUGCGGAUUUGAUGUUAGUAUGACGGAUAAUGUAAGUGAAACACCCCUCCGCUUAGCAUGCAGAGGUAAGCAUACACAAGCAAUACGAAUCAUAUUAAAUCAGUGGCAGCUGAAAGGGUUACCAGUCGACGAAUAUGCCAUGGGGCUAGUAGUUAAGGAUCGGGAUACUGAACUAGUGCAGAUGUUGAGUGAGUAUGGUUUUAACGUCAUAUUUAAAAGUUGUGAAUUUGGAGUACCUUUGGUAGACGCUAUCGAAAAUGGAUCACAUGAUAUGGUUCGAUGUAUCCUUUCAAAUGAAGGCAGUUCUGAUAUAGAGCAUGCCGGGAAGCGACCUGUCCAUUUUGCAGCAGAUAAAGGCGAUAUUGAGACGCUAAAGCUUCUGGUUGAAUAUGGUGCAGACAUAGUGGCGAAGUCUACUGGGAACGGUGAUAGUAUCAUUCAUAUUGGAGUAGCGAGGAAUCAUUUGAGCUUUGUCACGGCCGUAUUUGACAUGCAUGAAAGCAAGAGAUUAAUUGAUAUGAAAAAUUGCAAUGGAGAAACUGCUUUGCAUAUAGCUAGCAAGAUGGGUUAUACGUCUAUACUUACGUUCCUGCUUAAAACCGGAUUUAAACCUAAAAUCCCUAACAAAAGAGGUGUUCAUCCAGUUGUUUUAGCCGAGCAAGGUUUAGAAGUAGCUAUCAAAAAUAGGGACAACCCUAAAUGGGAGAGAUACGUUGAGUGCGUAAAAAUACUAAAGGAAAAUUAAUCUGAUCGGUAAAGCUUGGAACACCGCUCAGUUUUGUAUUGUAGACAGUGACUGGGUUUAACCUAUAUGUAAACGUUGUAUCGUCUUUAUUGUGUGCAUCAUAAUCUAAAUUAACAGCUACAUGGGGACGAAGUCUAGUAGUGUCUUUAUAAAAAAUGUUUCACAAAACGCCCUCGUGAAAACGACUUGGUAUAAUGUAUAAACAUUCUAAAUUUGAUAUAUUUAUCCUCAGAAUUUGUUAAUAGUGCUGUGAUAAUGUUGUUUAUAGCACACAUGAUGCAAAACUAUACAUGCAUAUAAACUUAACCAGGCAGACAGAGAUAUGUAAAACGUGAGUUGCAGAUUUAUAGUCAUUAGAAGGAUUUUACAUGUAAAUGUGGCUAAUAAAAUAUAUAGAUACUGGACCAAUGUUUUACUACCUAUAUGGCACAUAUGUGUAAACCUUUACUUAACACAUUAAAACAAAAUUUCAAUUUAGAAGUGAAAACUUAAUAUCUUGAUAUUGUACAUGUAACAUUAAAGAGCAAACAUUCAAAAUAAAAGUAUUUGGAAGUGUAUAUGGUACCAAUAACGCUAGAAAAUUUAUAGUUAUAUCCAUAGAUAUUACGUUAUGGCAAGUUUGUAUGUAUGUAUGUUAUUCAUUACUAAAGGGUUGUGCUUAUUUAAUCAGGAAAUAAUUUUAUUCUGUAAAUAACGAUAAAUAGAACAGAAAGACAAAACAAUUUCUUGCUUCUUGUUUCUUGCUUCAAUUUCACACCAACACAGUUAAAGAUCAUAUUGCUAAUGGUAAAGGAAGACACUACAUGCACCACUGAGCUUUACUUCAAGCACAGGCGGUUAUCUUGGUAGAACCUCCGGCAGUAAACCAACUGGAUGGCAAAAUAGAAAAGGAAUUUAGCAGCCUCUAUAUAAAACGUACUGAUCAUACAGGCAACACGAGUGUAAAUUCCUAAAUAUUUUAUAGAUGCUAAUCACUAUUUUUAUUUUUGAAAUGUUAUAUGAUGAACAUCUGUAUGAACCACUCUUUAUAAAAAGCCAUUAGAGGAAAAUGUUGCCAGAUUUUCUGUAGUUAAUGAUUCCGUUAUUUCCUGUGAAUAACUCGCACCUUUGUACCAUAGAAGCCAUUUUCGCUCCGCUUUUUAUAUGUAAAUGAAUAAAUCGUCACAAAUGCUAUUAUUUAGAACAUUAUUCAUAAAAGUAUGCAUGAUACAUUUAUUCAUUUGAAACAAGUACUUGUGCAAAUAUUAUAUGCCUUUAGAGCAUGCUGUAUGAAUAUGAUAUGCCAUAAAAUAUAUUGUGUAAAUAUUGUAUGCCAUUGGAUCAUGUUGUGUGAGUAUGAUAUGCCAUUAGGUCAUGUUGUGUAAAUAUGAUGUUUUAUUAACAUUAUAUACCAUAACUAAAUGUUAUAAAGACGCUAAACAUGUUGUACAACCGUCUGUUUUGUGCCAUUAGAACAUGUUUCAUUUGUAAAUAUAUGCCAUUGCAGUAAGUUAGAGCAUGUGUUGUAAAUAUUAUAUGCAAAUAGGUCAUGUUGUGUAAAUAUGAUAUGCCGUUAGAGCAUGAUGUAUAAAUGUCAUAUGCCAUUAUAUAAAUAUUGCAUUCCUGAGAGGGUGAUAUGAAAAAUGUUCACCGCGAGAUAUAUGAAUAUUGACCGAGGCGCCAGCCGAGGUCUAUAUUCAUAUUUCGAGGGGUGAACAUUUUUCAUAUCACCCUCUCAGGAAUGCAAUAUUUAUUUUAUUAUACCGAAAGCUUAUAAGGGUCAAAGCAUUUACUGGAAAAUCAACAUAAUAAUUUAUUUAACAUUAAAAAGUAAUUACUAACCAAAUAAUGAAGACAGAUUUAAAGAGUCUUAAAUUUACUUGUUAGCACUCAUAAUUUGUGGCGACUUUGCUGUGUAAUAAGACUUUUUUUGGAUAGAUUUAGUCGAGACGUUUACAUAUCGCUGACCCCUAUAUUUAUUCUAAUAUUUCAACAUUGCGUCAAUCAGUAGCAUUCGAGAAACGGCGAUAACCUCAUUUUUUUCUAAAUGAAACAUAUAAAUGUGAUCACUCAUUUUCUUAGUUAGAUCAUUUCAAAACGUAGUUUCGAUUCAAUAUUUGAUGAAAAUUAUUUUUCGAAAUAUUUUGCACGUAGCAUAAAAAAAGAACAUUCGGCCGUGUUCGCACAUGCAAGAGCACCAUAAAAGGGUAAUUUAAUCCUAACGUAUAAUUAUGUAAGCGCCUCGUCUGAAAAUUUAUCGACUCAGUCUUUUAAUCAAUGCGAAAGCAUCAAUCUCUCAACGGGUGAUAUGAAAAAAACAAUAUCACAUGCGCAAACCAAAAUAACGCUGUUGCGCAUGUGAUAUGAAAUUAUUGAUCAUAUCACCUGCGCAGAAAUUGAAAAUAACGAUUUUGCGCAUGUGAUAUAAAAUCACUGGAGAAUAUGAUAUAUUAUUCAAGUUAAACUAAUGGGAAAAUUUGCAUUGGACAUUUAUGUGAGGUAUAAUAAUAUAAUAUAUUGUAUAAAUAUCAUAUGCUAUUAGAAAAUGUUGUUCAAUAGUAUGUGCCAUAAGAGAAUGUAUUAUAAUUAUGUUAUGUUAUUAGAUUCAUGUAUGGGUAAAUGGAAAUCAGUAGUUAAUAAGCGCAUCGAAGAUAAUCAUUUAGCACUAUGGGCAGCAAGAAUGAACUUAUCUCCAGAUUUCGACAGGUUUAGCAUAUAUUGGAAAGGUAGAUACUGCUGUUAUUUACAUGUGUACUUGCAAUGAAUUUACACCGGGAAUGGCCCAGUGUAUUGCAAAUGUUUGGAUACAAGUUCUGAUAUUGCUUGAAUAUCGUAAAUAACAUAAAUAUGAAUAAGGUAAUAGAAUGUUCAAACUGACUUACACCAAGAUAUGAAUUAUAAAUGUAGACUACUGAUAGAAACCUUUGAUAUAGUGAUUAUCCAAGAACUUAGACAUAUGAAUCAGUAGAGGAAACUUCCCGUUUCGGAAAUCAUUUAUGGGUUUUUCCUUACUUCCUGAACGGGAAACUUGUUACUUUUUAUAGUAACAUGCUUCCCGUUCGGGAAGCAAUAUCGCAAGUUUUAGACCCAUUUCAUUCAAAAUAGCCGGUGCAUAAGAAUAUACACAAGAUCUGCAAAUUGAAUAUGCCACAGUAAAUUUGAAUGAUAUAUCUAAAUUUCUACCGUUCACAAUUUUUUUAAUGUCUUAUUGAUUUUUUUAUUUGACAGUGAAAUUGACCAUUUUCUUCAGAAAUUGCUUAAAAUCAGAGUUUCCCGAAUUGGAAACCUAAGUUCCUGAUCGGGAAACCUAGCCUUUAAGUUACUUCACAACCAGGAAAUUGAAAGCAGACAUUCAGAAAAGUUAUUCUUUUAUUUUGUUAUAAAAAGCAAUUAUUUCAAAUUUCAAGUUUUCAGGGAGUUGUGAUCCUGUAAUUUGAUGUGUCUGGUGCCCCAAGAUUUUAACAGACUCAUAUGAGUUUGGGUCAAUUAUUUGAAUAUUUACUUUAGACAAAUUCCAAGAUUUUGUCUUGUGUGACUCCAGCAUAGUUUCUGACGUAAAUGUAUCAUUUCUUUCUCCUUUUAGUUUGUCUGAUUUUAAAAAAAAAUCUAUGUAUUGAGGUAUUGUCGUCACUUGAUCGUUGGCGUUGGUGUCUGCGUUUGUUAAAAAUUUUGUUUAGGUCCACUUUUUCUCAAACAUUGUAAGGGUUACAGCUUUAAAACUUUGCACAUUAGGGGACUAUGUAUGCCUAGAACCACAACUCUGAUAUGCAUUUUGAUAAAAUAAUUGCCCUUUAUUGUACUUUGAAAAUUAUAGUUUCUUGGUUAAAUUUUUUGUUUAGGUCAAAAACUAUAAGAGCUACAGUUUUGAAACUUUGCACACUUGUUUAUCAUCGAUAUUAGGGACUAUAUAGUUCAAGAACAAUAACUCUAAUCUGUAUUUUGUCAAAAUUACGGACAUUUUUGUAGACUUAGAAAAUCCCAACUAUAUCUUUUUAAGAUCUCUUGUAUGUGUUACUACAUAAUACACAUGUUAUUUCUUUACUUUUCUGUUGUUCAGUUUUUAUCAUUGUCAGUACUAUCACAGAUAUUGCAUUCAACAAAUGCGGAUCUCUGCUCCUCAAAAAUAAUCUUCUUUGCUGAAACAAAUGUACAAAUAUUCAUAAUGUGGGUCAUAAAUUGAACCAUGAUACUAGCCUGUUUUGUUCUUUACACCUUGUUUAUAUAAGUUUUCACUAUAUACUAAUGUUCUGAAUUCAAAUCUACUGCACAAAAUGAUGUUACAACUUAUGCAUUAACUUUGGUAUCAGCUUUAAUUGACCAUGUUUUUCCAACUAUUUGAUCAUUGUCAAAGGCUCCUAUACAGUAAGACAGAAGAUAUUUCAGUUGCUAAGUUCCUGUGAUGUCAGCCGCUUCAUUAACGUAAUAUAGCAACCAGAUGAAUAACAAGAGCUGUCCAUAAAACAGCAUGCUCAACUUUUGUCAGUGCUUGACCCUGAAUUAGAGCUUUGCAAGUACAAAUUUUAACAGUCAAAAUUCAAAUCAGAGUUAUGAGGAUUGUUUCUCCUAGUGAAGACUUUGAUAGUAAAUAUCUAUUUAAUUUUCAAGUCAAAAUCUUUGAUAUUAACAGAGAUAUUUGACUUGAUCAAAAACUUUAACAAAAAAAAGUCUACGUUAAAAAGGGGUAUAACUCUGUUAAACUUCAAAUCAGUGUUAUGGGAAUUGUUUCUCCUGGUGUAGACUUUGAUAGAAAAGAACUAUUUUAAUCUUUGAUAGUAACAGAGAUAUCUGACUUUAUCAAAAACAUUUACACAACAAAAUCAAAGUUUAAAAGGGGCCUAACUCUGGCAAAUUUCAAGUUAUGAGGAUUGUUUUCUGGUAUAGACUUUGACAGUAAAUACCUAUUGUAAGUUUCAAGUCAAAAACUUUGAUAGUUACAGAGAUAUUUGACUUUAUCAAAAACUUUAACAAAAAAUCUAAGUUAAAAAGGAGAAUGACUAUAUCAUAAGUCAAAUCAGAGUUAUGUGGAUUGGUGUAGACUUUGAUAGUAAAUAACUUUUUUAAGACUGAAGUCAUAUUUUUGUUUACUUCUCUUUUUAGGUUUAAAACAGUCUGAAAGAGCAUUUGUCGCCUUUGCAUUUGGGUGUGCAGAAAAGGAAGACAUAUUAAGAGAUUGUAAUUCUGUAUCAGCUAUUAAUAGAGACAUGGAAUCCUUGAUUAACUUGGAUUUUGAUAAAUAUAAAAGUGAAAGAAACAAAGUAGUUACAUCUUUUGUUGAAGGUAUCACAUCUGAUACAGUGAAAACACAAAAUACUGCAAGAGCAUGUGCUGCAUUUGAACAGAUUUACAGUUUCAGGUAGAUGCAUCUUAUGGCCCCAGUUUUCUUUAUGACUAAUGUUUUACAAUAUCCAGUUUCCUUUAUGUUUAAUGUUUUACAAUAUCAAACAGCACAAGGUUAAUUGUCUGUCAGUAUUGGUUCUAAUCUUUAGCUCGAUUUUUAAAAGAAAAAAGUAGAGCUGGCGAUGGCGUCACCCUUGAUUAAAGUUUUUUAAAAGUCAAAUAUCUCUGUUCCUAUCAAAGCAUAAACUAGUAUUCCAAAACAAUAUAUACUCUGAAACCAAACCAUGAGCUUAUAGGACUUGUCACUGCUUAAAAUAUUUCUAUGUCAUUAUAAGUAAACCUCUUUCAUAUCAUAUCGUUAUGUUUUGUAAUACUGUUAUAUUAUCAUGUAUAAUAUGUUACCUAAAGAACAGACUUUAAUUUAAUAAUAUUUUUGGUUCUAGCAUAUGACAGUAUAUGUCAUAUUGUUUCCAUGUCAGUUGCCUUAAAGCUAUUUUUUCGAAUUUCUUAAGUUUGUUAAAAAAAUUUCAAUUUGAAAAAUACAUUUGGUAUCACCUUGACAAUUGAUGUUUUUGUAAAAUAUUCAUGUGAAGAAUACAAACAAUCUGGAAAAGCGUUAUGUAUCCCUCGUGAACAAAAUCAGAAUUUUACAUUGAAAAACAUCUAGCAUCAAACAUCAUCCUGCUUUUGGUAUUUCUAAAUAUCACUUUGUAUCAAACUAGAUACUGUGAAUUCAUUACUGAAAGAAAGAUUUGGCAUCAAUUAAGGUAAAACUUGUACCUAUACACAUGUGUUCAAUAGUAUCGGUCUGUGUUGCUUGAUCUACUUUCUUUGCAUUCUGUAUAAUAGUUUUAAAGUUUUCAAUGUAGGAGACACAGCCUUUGCAAUAUGACACUAGUUUUGUGAUUUUCAUAUUUAUGUAGCUUAUCAAGUUUUUUUCAGAUCUUCCUUUGAAAUGUUUCUUCUGGUUCUUAUGACUUCGUCUGGCUUGAUAUUCCAAUUAGUAUGAUAAAAAGAUGUACCACGCAAAUAAGAAGAAUUUCCUGAUCGGGAAGUUAGGUUUCCAAAUCGGGAAACUCAGCUUUUUUGCAGUUCAUUCAGAAAAAGGGCAGAUUCAAUGUGAAAUUAAAAAAAUACAAAGACAUUUAAAAAAGUUCUGAACGGUAGAAAUCUAGAUAUGCCUUUUAAAUUCAAUAUGGCAUAUUCAAUUUCGAGAUCUCAUGUAUAGUCUUAUGCACCGGGCAUUUUUAAUGAACCUACAUAAAAUAUAGUGGUUUUACUUCCCGAACGGGAAGCAUGUUACUAUAAUAAGUAACAAGUUUCCUGCUCGGGAAGUAGGGAAAACCCCGUAAAAGAUUUCCCGAUCGGGAAGUUUCCCCUACUGUGAAUGAAGAGACUUAAUUUGUAUUAAACUCUGCUUGGAAAACUCAUAAUGAAUGCACAUAUUUUAGAUCUGCAAAAGAAGUUCCUUAUUAUGUCUUACAAGUAUAUUGUUAAAUGUUUGUACAUCUAAGCAUUAGUAUAUAAGUAUUUGAUAUACUGAAAUCAUAUCCGCAGACUGUAAGCUGCUCAAUCAAGAGGUCGGGUUGCUUAUAUUUCGCUUUCGCGAAAGCACACCGAACUCCAGCUUAAAGGAAUUAUUAAAUCAUACACGUUCCUUGGUAGUCCUUUGAAAGAAGAACAACACUUGGGAACCUGCAUACCAUAAUCUCAUUUGGUACCCUAUAAGAUUCUUUCACUGGCUGUAGGUGCAGAUGGGAAUUUCCGGUCUCGAGGGUAACUGUUUAGGCGGUUACGAGGCUCCAGCCGAGUGACCGCGUAAACAGUUACCCGAAAGCCGGAUAUUCCCAUCUGUACCUUCAGCCAGUGAUAGAAUCUUUUUCUUGCAUACCAUAUUCAACAAAGAAGAGUAAAAAAUAAAUUAAAACAAAUGAUUUUCAUAUAGCACUUUUUUCUUAUAGUAGCAUAUUAACAAAGCGCGGGAACUUCAAGUCCGUAAACAGGAAGUACGACAUGACAUUACAAAGACGAAUACAACGUAAGAGUUCUAAUUUGUUUUAUCAUCUGCAAUGAAACGUUAUGUUAUUACCUUAAAAUAACGUUUCUUGACUCGAGAAAUAUGAUAUAAGGAACAAAGAGGAACUAUCAAGGUAUCUAAUUUUUAUCCCGUUUUACGAAAAACAUUAUUACUACACACAUCUUCUGUACAUAUGUAGUUCGUUAUACGUCAUUUACAGCACGGGAGUCAUCUUACACCCCGGGGUGUAAGAUGGAGUUUUCCAGCACCGGUGAAAUCACCAGAAAUCCCCGUCUGGUAAGCAAGAAAAUAUCAUCUUCAACAUUUCAAUUACUUUCUAUAUUUCACAAUCUAUAUAUGAGCCGCACCAUGCGAAAACAAACAUAAUGCAUUUGCGACCGGCAUGGAUCCAGACCAGCCUGCGCAUCCGCGCAGUUUCUUUAAUUGCAAUAGGCUUUGAAAGCGAACAGCAUGGAUCCUGACCAGACUGCGCGGAUGCGCAGGAUGGUCUGGAUCCAUGCUGGUCGCAAGUGCACUAUGUUGGUUUUCUCAUUGUGCGGCUCAUGUUUGUCCUAAAAAUGUAAACUGUAAAAUUAUGACAUUUAAAACAAUUUAUAACAAAGUGUACAUAUCCUAUGAUGAUUUAUAAUCUGUGAGUGUAUCUGUUUAAAUAAUGUAUGUUGUAAUCUCUGAGUAAGAGGACAUAAAGAGAAUAUACUGUAUAUACAGAUUUACAAAUUUUAUUUUAUUUUAAUGAAUGAAUAAAGUGAUUUAGUGUGUA